This is a messenger RNA of Schistocerca americana (American grasshopper), 523 nucleotides long. RefSeq lists its product as uncharacterized. The coding region runs from base 140 to 523 and encodes 127 amino acids. The transcript is spliced from 4 exons. NCBI's taxonomy places the organism in Eukaryota, Metazoa, Arthropoda, Insecta, Orthoptera, Acrididae. The record is from RefSeq and is a predicted model, not a curated record.
ACGAAAUUUAAAUUGUGCGUCAAAUUCGAAAGGAAAAUAACCUGGCUGAUUAUUGGCUCUUGUUUUAUUUUAGUAUCUAACAAUAGCUUGGUUCUGAACUGUUCAUUUGUUAAACGUGAAAUCUUCUGUUUUAUUCAGAAUGAAAGCUCACCGAGACUCUCAGCAGAGGCGACGAGUGUCUGUUGUCAGUUACAUCCACGCGACAAGUGGUCGCCUUCGCAGACCACCCAGGGUGGAAAGACAUGCACCAGCUCACCGCUGUAGCCCAAGCAGUGGAAGAGCUAAUCAACUUUUGCCAGCUGUACUCUCUCAAGAUGAUGUGGAGCCUGAGGAAGGUCGUGCUGUUAGUACCAGUAGAAGCUGUAGCUGCUCAAGUAUUUCCACAUACAGAAUGCGUGUGUGUGACAAAACAAGAUUGAGGCACUCUGUUGAAGCAGCUGCUUCAACAAACAAACGUACCAGAGAAACUCAAGUAAGAGCACAAAAUAUUUUUCUUUGUUUGUUGGAAAAAUUACAUUUUUAA